Molecule: messenger RNA, 1692 nt
Organism: Oryza sativa Japonica Group (Japanese rice)
Lineage: Eukaryota; Viridiplantae; Streptophyta; Magnoliopsida; Poales; Poaceae
Biological process (GO): proteolysis
Cellular component (GO): cytosol
Molecular function (GO): pyroglutamyl-peptidase activity
Source: RefSeq, a predicted model, not a curated record
CCUCGCCGCGGCGAUCGAUCCCAUUUCAGAUUGCGCCUUUAAGAAGGAGGAGGAUGGACAGUUGCUAACCUCACCUCACCUCGCUUUCGAUUUCUCCGGUCUUCUCUUCUCUUCCGUUCCAUCCACUUUCUUCUUCUGCUGGAGCGCGCAAAGGAGCUUGCUUUGCUUCCGCCGUCGCCGUGGUUGCCGCGCCAAGAUGCGAUUGAUCGUUUGCUUGCCCAAGUUUUGCUUUUCCUGCUAAAUGCUGAGGGCGACGUCUCUGCUUCAAUCGGUUUCAGACGGUCUAAAAACGUGGCUCUGCUGCUUCGCGGCGUUCUGCUGAUCACACAAUUAAACAACUACUCGAAAGCACCUGUUUAUUUUUAGACAAUGACAUUUGCUAAAUCGUCAGCGUUACUAACUGCUCAAAAGUAGUACUACUUGCAUGUUGUAUGUGUCGAUAUCUCAUUCUUGGGAGGUCGGCACUGUCAGCAAUCAGCAGUACAUUUUUGUUUAAUGGCAACAUUCUCCCAUAGCUGGUUUUAAGGCUAUAUUUAUUGUCCUUGACUCCUUAUGCAUUGCUGAAUUUUCAGGGAACUGCUUGCUUUUUUACUGAUAAUCUGAUGCUUCCUCUAUCUCUAUGCAGAUUGUGUGACUGCAUAUUUUCCUUGGUCAACUUUGUUUCAUAACCGGAUAGAUGGGUUCUGAAGGACCUUCUGGUGUUACCGUUCACGUUACUGGAUUCAAGAAGUUCCAUGGAGUCGCUGAGAAUCCGACGGAGAAGAUUGUGCGCAAUCUUGAGUCAUUUAUGGAAAAGAGAGGGUUGCCUAAAGGUUUAACACUUGGAAGUUGCACUGUUCUUGAGACUGCUGGGCAGGGUGGGCUUGGUCCGUUGUAUGAAGUGUUUGAAUCAGCCAUCGUAGACAAAGAGUAUGGGUUGAAUGAUCAGGGGCAAGUGAUUCUGCUCCAUUUUGGAGUCAACAGUGGCACAACAAGGUUUGCCCUUGAGAAUCAAGCUAUUAAUGAAGCUACCUUCCGUUGCCCUGAUGAGCUGGGAUGGAAACCACAGAGGGCCCCUAUUGUGUCAUCUGAUGGAAGCAUCUCAAAUUUAAGAAAGACCACUGUGCCUGUGAAUGAAGUGAACAAGUCCCUACAACAGAUGGGCUUCGAUGUGGCGCCUUCGGAUGACGCUGGUCGAUUCGUAUGCAACUAUGUCUAUUACCAAUCUCUUAGGUUCGCAGAACAGCGCGGUAUCAAGUCUUUGUUCGUCCAUUUCCCCCUCUUCACGACGAUUAGUGAGGAAGUUCAGAUGAACUUCGUCGCAACCCUCCUCGAAGUUCUUGCUUCCCAGAACUAUGCACAGUAACCUGAUGGGGGGCAGGGUCUACUUCCUAAGGUUUCUUCUUCCAAUUUUAUUAGGAAGUUGCCAAGUGACAAAACCUCUCUAGUGCUCUGUUUGCUGUCCGACUGUAGGCCGUCGUCGCCUUUUGCUGUGAAGAUGAAGUGGAGUGAAUAAGAUUGUAAAAUCAUUCAUGACAUUGCCUGUGCUCCAAAUUGUGUAUAAAAAAAGGCUGGUUAGAGCUGUUCUUGUGGUGAUGUGGUCCGCUUGUCCAAAUACUCAUUGCUGCUUUAUUUGGUGGUGGAUGUUGCACUUAGAACAUGGAUAAUACUAAUCUGGAUCACUGAAUACAGCUGCUACCUUAGUUGGCUCUU